Condylura cristata (star-nosed mole) is the source of this 2884-nucleotide messenger RNA. RefSeq names its product sphingomyelin phosphodiesterase, acid-like 3A (gene SMPDL3A). Gene Ontology annotation, biological process: sphingomyelin catabolic process. Gene Ontology annotation, molecular function: sphingomyelin phosphodiesterase activity. The record is from RefSeq and is a predicted model, not a curated record. The transcript is spliced from 8 exons. Bases 108 to 1457 code for a protein of 449 amino acids. Lineage: Eukaryota; Metazoa; Chordata; Mammalia; Eulipotyphla; Talpidae.
UCUACGCAGGGCAUCCGCCUCGCGCCUCCUCCCCACCCCCGGGCCAGGCAGGCCGAGUGUCGCCGCGGGACUGCGGGCGCUUCCCAGGCCGGUGGCCGCGGCCCGCGAUGGCGCGGGUGAGCGCGCUCCUCUGCUGCCUGCUGGCUUGUUGGCACGGCCGUCCCGGCCUCGGGCUGCCGGCGGGCUUCCAGAGUGCAGCUCCGGCGGUGGGACAGUUUUGGCAUGUAACUGACUUACACUUGGACCCUACUUACCACCUCACAGAUGACCACAGGAAAGUGUGUGCUUCUUCCAAAGGCGAAAAAGCCUCUGAUCCUGGCCCUUUUGGAGAUGUUCUCUGUGACUCUCCAUAUCAGCUUAUUUUGUCAGCAUUUGAUUUUAUUAAAAAUUCAGGACAAGAGGCAUCUUUUAUGAUAUGGACAGGGGACAGCCCACCUCAUGUUCCAGUGUACGAACUCUCAACAGACAUAGUCAUAAAUGUGAUUGCUAAUAUGACAACCACUGUCCAGAGUUUCUUUCCAAAGCUCCAGGUCUUCCCUGCACUGGGUAAUCAUGACUAUUGGCCACAGGAUCAACUGCCUAUAACCAGCAGCAAGGUAUAUGAUGCAGUAGCAAACCUCUGGAAACCAUGGCUGGAUGAAGAAGCUAUUGGUACUUUGAGGAAAGGUGGCUUUUAUUCACAGAAAGUGAAUCCUAAUCUGAACCUUAGGAUCAUCAGUCUAAACACAAACUUGUACUACAGCCCAAAUAUCGUGACCCUGAAUAAGACUGACCCAGCAAAUCAGUUUGAAUGGCUAGAAAAUAUACUGAACAUCUCUCAGCAAAAUAAGGAGAAGGUGUACAUCAUAGCACAUAUUCCUGUAGGGUAUCUGCCCUUUACCAGGGGCACCACAGCAAUGAGGGAAUAUUAUAAUGAGAAAUUGAUAAAUAUUUUCAGAAAAUACAGCGAUGUCAUUGAAGGACAGUUUUAUGGACACACUCACAGAGAUAGCAUGAUGGUUCUUUCAGACAAAACAGGUAGUCCAGUAAGUUCUUUGUUUGUGGCUCCUGCUGUGACUCCAGUGAAAAGUAUUUUACAAAAAGAGACAAACAACCCUGGUGUCCGACUAUUUCAAUAUAAUCCUUGUGAUUAUAAAUUACUGGAUAUGUUGCAGUAUUACUUGAACCUAACUGAUGCUAACCUGAAGGGAUAUGCCAACUGGAAAUUGGAAUAUAUCCUGACCCAGAGCUAUGGCAUUGAAGAUUUGCAGCCAAAAAAUUUGUAUGGAUUAGCUAAGCAAUUUGCAGCCCUAGAGAGUAAACAGUUUUUAAAGUAUUACAAUUACUACUUGGUGAGUUAUAACAGCACUAUAAUUUGUGAUGAGGUAUGUAAAGCCAAUCAAAUUUGUGCAAUUAUGAAUCUCGAUCAUAUUUCUUAUGUAGAUUGCCUUAAACAUUUUAUAAUUUAUAAUCCAUAGUGCCUCACAGAGUAUGUAUAAAAACUAUCACAUUGCUCUCUUUCUGAGACCAGCUUAUGGGAACUGUUGUGUAAAUCUUUGUGAAUUACUGAAUGGGCAGCCAGAAUUCUUGUUUCUGUUUUCUUUUUAUAAUACCCACAUGUUGAUAUUUUUAGCAUUCUAAAUUUUUAUUAUAUUGAAUGUUUAAAUCACCUAUUACUAGAAGAAUGUUUAGAUGUGAAUAUCCUUUCUUCCAAUUUAUAUAAUUAUAUCUAAUUUAUAUUCUUGUUGAAAUUGUCAUGUAUACAAUAAAGAAAUGACCUCUUCCUAACUAUGAUCAAUUAUUCUUAAUGGGAUAAAUUUCUCACUUUUAAUUGUGUCAUGUUAAAAGAUCAUGUAAGCUGAAUUCUGAAGUGUUUAAAUGUCACCUAUAAAAACUACAGUUUGUAUUGUUUGCGUGCAUUCUCUUGGGAAGUACCAAGAGUACUUGGUACUCCAAGUCUCUGGAGGACCCUUUUCAGGCUGUAAAGCUUAAUGUAUUGUCUAGCUAUCUUCCCUCCAUGAGUGAAGGGGGUUUUUAGUCUAAUUAACUUUUAAGGAAUAGAAUUUCACAGGCCAUACUUACUGCAACUGUACUACUAGCACAAAACCUAGGUCUGAGCCCAGUGCCAAACAGUAAAUGACCAGUGACGUGAAUUGUAAGGUUAAUAUUCAGAAAGAAAUAAGCUAGGGCUGCUGUCACAGUAUUUUCUUUGUCACCACAUCCCAAGAGUGGAUAAAAAUUUAAUUCAUGGCAUUGCUUUAAAGACUCCCCUGUGGCUGUUUGCUCAUCUUGAGCUUUUGUUUGCUUCCAGAUUAUGUGGGAGAUUAAAAGUAGAAAAGAUGAGGAUGAUGAUGAAAGAUUUAGGGGAAGAAGAAUUGUACGCCCAGUACUUUAACUUACUGGCAAAGACAUACAAUCAACAGCCUUAGGUCAACCAGGAGAGCAGGACUCAUCAUCCUUGCAACUGGUUUGCCUUCACAUAAAAGAUGACUAGUAGAUGUCAGUUCUCAUCAUGAUGAAGCCAAAUUCCGAUUUCCAGAAAGCUGAGAAACGGAGGUUUACUAAAUAAAGUUAUUAUUAUGAGAAACUAUCAGUAUUCCGUAAGUAAACAUUUUUUUUUUUACUUUUUAGGUUUAAAUGUAAAUUGAUAUUUUUAGAAAUAAGAAUGCUGAAACAAAGCAAAAAGUCAUUAUUAUAAAAAUUAACAUUAUAUAGAAAUGAUGCUGCCUACAGUUAUGUUUAAAGUUGGAGUCAUCAAAUCACUACUUUGGAUACUUAUAUAUACUUAUGGGUGGAAAUCAUAAGAAAAUAAGCUUAGACUGGGGGCCUCCAUGAUGCUGCAGAAGGUUAAAAUGCAGCACUAUAAAGCAAUCCACAGCCACUGCAGCACAAGUUUUAUACCCAG